Molecule: messenger RNA, 1326 nt
Organism: Aspergillus udagawae
Lineage: Eukaryota; Fungi; Ascomycota; Eurotiomycetes; Eurotiales; Aspergillaceae
Gene: pex26
Product: protein pex26
Exons: 2
Coding region: 1-1326 (441 amino acids)
Source: RefSeq, a predicted model, not a curated record
AUGGCCGAAGAUGGAUCGUACAUGACGACGACGUCUCAGUCGCAACUUUCAUCCUCCACCUCGUCUCUUUCUCCCUCGAAGCUGUGUUCAAAGACCUAUAAGAAUGCUCGGGAACUCUUUCUGACACGACGGUUGCCAGAGGCCUUGGCCGCUCUUGAACCUGCCGUAAAUGUUCCGCAAACUCAUGACGAGCGGUAUGUUAACGGUGACGACUCAACGCCGCCUAUCGCGUCGGCUCAAGGUACUUGGAGAAUCAAAAUAUGGAAUUUAUAUAUCACUCUCUUGAGUUCCAUUGUCGACUUGGGGCCUGAGGAAGGGAAAAAUCAAUUUGGUCAGAAGAAGUGGAAGUCCAUCUCGUCUCAGGUGCGCGAUGGGCAAAUUUGGGAGACUGUAGUUCAGACUGGCUACAGAGGGUUGGAGGGGUCUGUCGAUGCGGAGGUCGUUUAUAAUUUAGCCACCCUCUUGUUGAAUCACUCUGCUUCCCAAGCUUUGAACCAGCAACGACUUGAAACCUACCUGUCCUCAUACGGCCAACCCAACCUGGACAUCGCAGAGCAUCUGCGCAAUUCUCCGUCUCACCAUUCUCAUUCCAGACCGAGUGGCGGCACGGACACUCCGAAAGAUUUGGCAGCGCGGGUUAAGAUCAUUGAGCUCUUCACACUUCACGUUCUUCCCCGCAAUGAGGAAUGGGACUAUGCCAGGGAGUUCAUCAAUAUGAGCGAGGUCCUGGACGAGGAAAGAAAAGAUGUCUUUCUACAGACCCUUGAGGGAAUUAAAGAAGAAAAGGAACAGGGAGAACUGCGCGCAGCGGCGCUCCAGCGUGAGAAAGACGCUGAAUUGGAGCGACAAAUGCGCGAGGAAGAGCGUCGGCGAGCGGAAGAAGCAGCAGUAGCCGAACGCUUGGAGCAAAAGAAUCACCGACGCAACAAUACCAAGGUAGAUUCUGGUAUCGAAAAGGCCCGACCCAACGGCACUUCGAAAGCCAAAGUGGGAAAGCCCACGGACAAAACGUCUGGUACCAAGUCAACUUCUUCAGGACGCACUGCGUUCUCGCCUCCUGCGCCGUCGAAAAAUGUCAAGAAGACUGACAAGCCGGCCAGAUCAAAUCGAGCUUUGGCAAAUGUGCUGCGCAAUAUUCUACAGUACAUCUCAAAGACCGUUGCUGGCAAUCCUCUGUCAAUAGCUCGCACACUCUUAUUCAUGCUAGGCAUUAUCGUGGCGCUAAGCAGGCAGAACAUCCGCGAGAAGAUUCGGAGAAUCACGGGCUCGGGAUGGCAGAAGAUCAAGGGCACUGUGGGGAUGGGAGUGAAGGUGAGCUAUAUUUGA